Messenger RNA from Solanum pennellii, 1943 nucleotides. Its product is annotated as chaperone protein DnaJ. The record is from RefSeq and is a predicted model, not a curated record. Gene Ontology annotation, biological process: response to heat; protein refolding. The transcript is spliced from 11 exons. Gene Ontology annotation, molecular function: ATP binding; heat shock protein binding. Lineage: Eukaryota; Viridiplantae; Streptophyta; Magnoliopsida; Solanales; Solanaceae. Bases 133 to 1629 code for a protein of 498 amino acids. Gene Ontology annotation, cellular component: cytoplasm.
UUGUAUAUAUGAUUUGGCAAUUGAUUGAAGCGCGUAGUAGUAUCGCACCACAUCUUCUUCUUCUUUCUUGUGAAAAAAAAGAAGCAAGCAAGCAUCAAAACGCGGGACAGUUAACCAGUCUUCUGUAGUCCAAUGAACUCGACGGCAAUGGCCAGCACAGCAUCUCUAUCUCUCCGUCCUUCUUCUCUCAUCUCCGACCGUUCCCAUUCUCCCUGUCUUCCUCCUUCCUCCUCCUCUAGUUUCUUCUCCGGUGGGACCCGCUUGUGGGCCCAUAGGAAGUUUAUAUCCAUUUCCUUUUCUUCAUCUCAGAAGAUUCCGGGACGACGUUUUGGGAGAUUGGUGGUUGCUGCUGCUGCCGAUUAUUACUCUACACUUGGGGUCCCAAAAUCUGCUAACAGUAAAGACAUCAAGGCUGCUUAUCGAAGGUUAGCUCGACAGUAUCACCCUGAUGUCAACAAGGAACCUAAUGCACCAGAAAAGUUUAAGGAGAUUAAAGAUGCUUAUGAGAUACUAUCAGAUGACAAAAAAAGAGCACUAUAUGAUCAAUAUGGUGAAGCCGGGGUGAAAAGUUCUGUAGGGGCCCAAGCCGGUGCUUACACGACAAAUCCUUUUGAUCUAUUUGAGACAUUCUUUGGACCUUCUAUGGGUGGUUUUGGAAUGGAUGGAGCUGGAUUUGGAACGCGUCGCCGCAGUACUGUUACCAAGGGUGAAGAUCUACGUUACGACAUGACAUUAGAAUUUUCAGCGGCUAUCUUUGGAGCUGAAAAAGAUUUCGAGCUUUCACAUCUUGAAACUUGUGAGGUCUGUGUGGGAACUGGGGCAAAGGUAGGCUCCAAAAUGAGGAUAUGUUCAACCUGUGGUGGCCGAGGUCAAGUUAUGAGGACCGAACAAACACCGUUUGGCAUGUUUUCUCAGGUUUCUGUCUGCCCAAACUGUGGUGGGGAUGGUGAAAUGAUCUCUGAAUAUUGUCGUAAAUGCUCAGGCGAGGGGCGGAUACGAGUGAAGAAAGAUAUAAAAGUCAAGAUACCCCCUGGAGUUAACAAGGGAAGUAUCCUCAGAGUUGCUGGUGAGGGUGAUGCAGGUCCUAGGGGUGCCCCACCGGGAGAUCUUUAUGUCUAUCUUGACAUUGAAGAGAUACCUGAGAUCCAAAGAGAUGGCAUAAAUCUGAUUUCAACAGUUUCAGUCGGUUAUCUAGAUGCUAUACUUGGGGCUGUUGUUAAGGUUAAAACAGUGGAUGGGAUGACUGAUCUCCAGAUUCCUCCAGGCACUCAACCUGGGGAUGUGCUUGUCUUGGCAAGGAAAGGAGCACCAAAGCUAAAUAAGCCAUCAAUACGCGGUGAUCACUUGUUCACGAUUAAAGUUAGCAUACCAAAACGCAUCAGUGUGACGGAGUGUGAAUUGCUUGAAGAACUUGCUUCUCUUACUAAGGGAUCAAGCACUCGUACAAAAACUCGCCCGGCGGUUCAGCAAACUGCUAAAGUUACAGAAACUCCAGUAGGUUCUGAUUCAAGUGCAGCACAAACUGAUGAGUCAUCAUCAGAAGAUCGAGAUGAUCCAUUGAAGAAGUUAGCAAAUUUUGCUGGGUCUGUCGUAAAUGGUGCACUAAAAUGGUUAAGAGACAACCUGUAGUACUUGGUGCUGGGAUACUGCCUCAGCAAUCUUCUUUUAUACGACAAUGGCAUUGAAUUUUAUGUGCUUCAAAACAGCCAUUAUAGCAUCUUGCGGCCUUUCAUUUCUUAGAAUAAUUUUCUUUGGUGAUUCUGCCUGUAAAAUUGAAUCCAGCCACCUUAUUCUUUUAGGAAACCUAAUCCUUCGCCUUUGUAAAUUCUGACAAAUAUAUUCUCCACCUCAAAGAAGUUGGUGAGAUGGAUUCUAACAGCUAUUUUUGUAUAAGAAAUUUUGUAUGUCAGCAAGCAUUUAACAGAAACUCAGAAAUAUCCCAA